This is a messenger RNA of Paracoccidioides lutzii Pb01, 447 nucleotides long. RefSeq lists its product as hypothetical. The coding region runs from base 1 to 447 and encodes 148 amino acids. The transcript has a single exon. The record is from RefSeq and is a predicted model, not a curated record.
AUGCACCACCCGACUGGGAUCCCUGGGCCAUUAGGAAAACUUUGCAGCUUAGCACCGCGCCCAUGUCGUGCGGCUCGGGGAAGCCGUUCACAGGAGGUCCACUCCUGUAUCCGAGAUAUCCUUGCCAGUGCCAAUUCUGUAAAACACCAGAACGGUAGUUAUUGGAGUUGGCAGGAAAGUGUGGAUGUGAGUGCGGCAGGGAAGAAUUUACCCCCGCAGGUGGUUAUAGGGGAUUCGAGGUUUUAUCAGGACAGGGAAUGGGAGGUAUAUAUGAGGCAUAUGAUUACAUUACUUGCGGGAGUUCCUACAUCGGACAAGGAGGAGAAAUCCCAGAUGUAUCACGAGAAGGUACCGGAAGCGGAGGAUAGUGAUGACGAGGAAUCCGCAGAGGAUCAUGACACUCAGAAGUGCGAUGACGAGGGCCAAGACAAAGGGAAAGCACAAUGA